AAUAUGAUUGGCUUACAAGGGGCACGUGGUCGAGUUGUUGCGCGACAGACUGCCAUCUCCUCCUUAAAACAAUCUCUGAUUUUACUGACGCUCAUGUUAGGGGACGGUAUGAGUGGUACAGAAAUAGAUUCUAUUAACUAGUCGCCGCUUCAUAAUGGCCAGUCAGGGUGAUGGGGAGGUGUGGUAUGCCCAUCCAGUUUAUGCCCGCUAUUGGCAGCACUACCAGCAGGCCAUAAACUGGCACCAGAGGCACAAGCGGGCAUACAGGAAGGCUUUGGAGGUUGGCUACUUCCAGGCACUGUAUUCCAUGUACCCCCCUGCCAUGCAGCGCUACUCAGACUGGCAUGCAGAUGAGAGAUGGAGGAACAAUCACAGAGAUGGAGCGACAGGUAGAGAAGAAAAAAGGGAGAAUGAGGCCACCGAUUCAGACAGUGAGAUGGAGGAGGAGAGUUCAGAUGAGAGCCAGAUUGAGUGUGACGUCAGCAACAUGGACAUCUCGGAAGAGCUGCGACAAUACUUUGCCCAGACAGAGCGACACAGGCAGGAGCUCAAGAAACAACAGCAGAUGGAGGCAGAGCAGCAUGACUCUUAUGUACUGGCUGACCAAGACUUACACAGAGUUUCCUGGCGCAGCAGCCUGCCUCCUUCAGAGCGUCCAGGAGAGAGGAGGACCUCAGAAAUGAAGAAGCUUUAUGGUAAAGAUGCAGCAAAGAUUCAGGGGAUGGAAACAGCCAUGCAGCUCACCUUUGAUCGCAACUGUGACAAAAAGCAGCCCAAGUACUGGCCUGUUAUACCACUAAACCUGUAGGAUGAUCAGACUCCAUCAAUAGUAUGCCUGACAUGACAUCACAGGAUGAUGAACCUGUUUCUGAACUGAUCAGAGACUGUUUGGAUUAUGUUGUACUGACUGUACUGCAGUGUUGUAUCAAAGCAGCAUCCUUGUGGACCUUUCUCAUUUAUAACACAAACACUUGUUAGGUCCUUACAGAUAGAUAUAGCACUUAGAGAGUACAUUUAAUAAAUAUCCAAUUCAGUUCAAAUAUUCAGACAUGAUCAGUAAAAGUCAUUUACACUCACUUUCUUUUGAGGUAUCUGUACAUUUGUCUGUAUGUAGUGGUAUCCACAGAUGACACGGUUCUGUUUUCUUUAAGUUUCUCAUAUACGUAAACGAUGGAGACACUGCUUGGAUUUCAGUGCCGUUCUUCUCAUGUAGUCAUUUCUCCCUAACUAGGUCAUUGCCUCCCCCACAGUCUUUGGUUAAUGUGUUUUGUCUGUCUCUUCUUUUUGCAUCUCAGAUGAGCACUUGAGAGAGUGCUUGCUGGCUUAUUCUCUGGUGCAGUUUUUACAUGCAGAAUUCUCUUUUUUAAUGCAAAGAUGUCAUUGUUAAUUGAGAUUUGAUUGAUUAAUAAAUGUAUUGCAUUUAAA
Megalobrama amblycephala (Wuchang bream) is the source of this 1425-nucleotide messenger RNA. RefSeq names its product gem (nuclear organelle) associated protein 8 (gene gemin8). Gene Ontology annotation, biological process: spliceosomal snRNP assembly. Lineage: Eukaryota; Metazoa; Chordata; Actinopteri; Cypriniformes; Xenocyprididae. The transcript has 4 exons. The record is from RefSeq and is a predicted model, not a curated record. Gene Ontology annotation, cellular component: SMN complex. Bases 155 to 808 code for a protein of 217 amino acids.